Parasteatoda tepidariorum (common house spider) is the source of this 4300-nucleotide messenger RNA. Its product is annotated as acyl-CoA-binding domain-containing protein 6. The record is from RefSeq and is a predicted model, not a curated record. NCBI's taxonomy places the organism in Eukaryota, Metazoa, Arthropoda, Arachnida, Araneae, Theridiidae. Gene Ontology annotation, molecular function: protein binding; fatty-acyl-CoA binding.
AGAUGAUUGGGAAUGAGAGAUAGAAAUGUUUGACUUUUCUUGUCAUUCCUGUACUUCAAAAACGCUGGUAGAUGGCGCCAGCUUAUUAUCCUAUUGAUUUCUUGUUGAAGUUUUUUUUUUUCUUCUUUUCUUUUUAAUGUUGGCAACAAAAUAUUACUUGACUGUUUGUUUACACGACUGUUAAAGAGAAGUGGAUAUUUCGGAUCUGAUUUAUUUCCUUUUAUAUAAUAUCUAUAUUUCUCUUUCAAAAUUAUAAUUCUCCGCCAUGGAAGAAACUGAUUUCGCCGGCGACGAAAAUUCUGUGGAAGAAACUUUUCAGCGUGCUAUAGAUUUUGUUACUGGUAAUGCGUCAGUGAUGCAACAAGACGAUCUGUUAUAUCUUUACGGACGUUACAAACAAGCACUAUGUGGCCCUUGCAAAGAACCGAUGCCGGGAAUUUUAAAAUUUAAGAGUCGGAGUAAGUGGACAUCGUGGCAUAACUUAGGAAACAUGUCAAAAGAGGAAGCCAUGCAGCAAUACAUAGAUUGUGUCACCAAUGUCAGUAGUGAUUGGGACUCGAAUCCUAAAGAGUCAGCUAAGAAAUCCCGGAUCGGACCUGUCAAUAGCUCGUACCUUAAAACCGACCCUGAAAUCAAAGAAGAGUUGAAAACUGCUUUUGACUUUGUGAAAGAAGGAAACUUAAAUCAAAUUAAAUUGCUCUUGUCAUCAAAUUCUGCCAUCAAAGAUUCUCUUGAUGAAAACGGCUUAACUCUUUUGCAUUGGGCUUGUGACAGGGGUCAUGUUGAGAUUGCCAAUUACUUAGUAUCAUCUUGUGGGAUAGAUGUAGAUUGCCAGGACACAGAUGGGCAGACACCAUUACAUUAUGCAUCAUCUUGUGGACAUGAGGAAGUUAUUAACUUCCUUUUAAAAAAUGGAGCCUCGGUUGACAUUUAUGAUGUUGAUGGUUUGUCACCUGCUGAUGUAGCUUAUAAUACAUCAAUCAAAGAGAUACUUUUAAAUAAACAUGUGUGAAGAUUUUAUAUUUAUAAUAAUGUGGGUAAUUUAUGUUUAAUGAAAUGAAUUCAAAGAUGUUGAGAAAUGGCUGAUUUAAUGUUCAAGAAUGAAUUUACGUGUUAUAAAUAAGCUACUCGAUAAUUGAGUUUAUUUAAAUCGUUAUAAUAACAUACUGUUAUUAUAUUGCCAAUUGAAAUAAAAUGUUUUUAUUCUUAAAUUCUGUCAUCAGAUUCUGAGGUAACUGACUAGUCAGAGUCUUUGUGUUAUACUUAUGAUGAGGGUCAUGUUAAUAUUGCCAAUUACUUAAUAUCAUCAUGAACUAUCAAUGCAAAUUAGAGACAAAUAUGGGCAAAAUUUUUAGUUUGGUUUAAGAUAGAUCCUCUUGUGGCAGAUUGAUGUUUUAUCAUCUGCAGAUGUAAUACAUUAGAUUGUCAGUGGUCUGGGAAUGGUUUUUGGGCCAGUAAUCAAUGUGAAGGGAUGGUAUAAUGUUUUGUCUUUAGUUUCAUAUUUUGUUCUGAGUUAUUGCCUAAAAAUUGCAUAGUUCAUCCUAAAUGUAAACCCUAUUCAUUCUUUGUAUUAUAAUUUUUCAUUAAAAUUUACUUAAUUUUUGACAAAAAAUCUAAUUGAGACAGAUAAAUGGACGAGUGACAAAGUGUACAAACUAGUGAUAUCUUUUAGUCCAUGGAUCAGUGUCUAAAUUUUCUUAAUUUCUAUUUCUGCAUCAAUCAAAGAAAUGCCUUUAAAUAACGAAGAAAAAAAAAUCUGAGAACUAUCUAUAUAAUAUGGAUUCAGGGAAUAAUUAACAUGUACUAAAAAAGGCAUUGUAUGUUUACAAAUUAAGUCUAUUGAAGUUGUUAAUAGCUAAUAUUCAGAGGAUAUAUUUAUUGAGUGUUUUAUUUAUUAUCACAGUGCAAAUUAAUAUUGUCUGUAAAUUGUUCUGUAAUUUAAUUUUUAGGUAAUGUAAAAAAGUUAUAGUACUUCUUGAUUUUCACAGCAACCGCUGCUAGAACGGAUGCCAAGAAAAAUGCCAAGUUAGAAUUAUUCGCAAUUAGUUUUUGUCCUCCAUAUCUCCGCGAUUGCAUUCAAUAUUAAAUCAAACAGCUUGUCUUUCCCAUAGGAUUUUCCUCACAUGAAUUCUUCAAAAUAUGAAGAUGACAAGUGGUGCCUCUUUGCCUUUUGCUCCUAAUAUAAAAAAGGGUAUUUUUUGCUGACAAUUUUUUAUAAUUUACCUCCACAAUCUUUUCUUUACUUAGAAUUUCAUUUAUCACCCAUAUUUGAUAGCGAGGUAGUACCUCUUUUUCCUGGAGAAAAGAAGUGGCAUCAUUCUCACUCGGUGAAUUAAAAAUAGUCAAGCCAAUAGCCCAUUGUGCAGCUCUAGUGCGACGUAAAUGUACAACAACCUAAAAAUAGUCAAAUUUUUUUUCUUUCCAAUGUUUUAAAUGGAGAAAAUUAAAUUACUAUAUCACGUGGUUGGAAUGCAAAGCCUAAAUGGAAGUGCGGUCGCUGUGAAAAUCAAGUAGUACUGAAAUUAUUUGAAACUAUCUCAAAAAUUGUUCAUUUGUUAAAAUCUUAAGAGAAUGUAUAUAAAGGUUAUGGCUCUUUUUAUUUUGAGAAACUUAAACUUGCUCAAGUCAUUUUUUAUGGCCAAUUUCUAGUCGGAAAGCUUUGUGAUAAGCCUUGAAAAAAAAUUAUUGUUGAAUGAUAAAUUUAACAUCUUAACCUUAUAAGGUUUAGUUAUUGAAUUGUGUUUGUUAUAACCAUUUUAUUUUCAUUUUAAAAAUUAAACUUGAUAAUGCUGCCAUAUUCUGUUCUAUCGUAAUUUUAAACCGAAUUUAUAUUCAACAGUUAGCUUAAGUUGCAUGGUAUUAAAAAUCAUUGAUAAGUUAUAUUUGUCAUUGUGCUGUAUGAUAUGAGAAGUUUAACUUGUCAUUUUUUAAAAAUAGUUAGAAGAUUCUUAAAAUAAUGUUUUGUUGUUGUUACUAAUUCCACUUGCCAAUGCCAGCAAGCCUACUAUGGAAAUCAAAGCGAAGGGUGCAUUUCUUGUUUUUAAUGACGCCAUCUAUGGCAUGUUAAAUCUGUCGAGUCGCAAAGUCCUCCAUGUUCCCAUUACAAUUCAGUACCUCUGGGCAUACUGCUCCUUGAGUUUCCUUGUCUUUUUGAUUGGUUCAAAAUUACAAGGCUAUGGAGUUGAACAUUAGUAGUCGUAAACCCAAAAUUGGGUCGGCUGUUCAACGGGUGCAAAUAAAUUCAACUGUCUUUAUUUUUUGUAUGUUGUUAAAAAUAAAUAAAUAGUUGAAUGUACCUACUUCUGACUAAUUAAAAGGUACUUGAAUUAUUCAAAGCUAUAUAAAUUAUGCAAACUGUUUAGCAUUGAAAGAAAGUGAUUGUUGAAAUUUUUUUAUUAUUCAUUAUAUCAAAAUUAUAAAUGUUCAUAAUAUGUACUAAUGUUUCUAAUUUUGCAACUACUGUUUAUAAAUUGCAAAUGAAUGUUAGAUGUAUAGAUAAUUUAAUGUGUUAAUUUAUGCAGUUUUAUUUGAUUAAAUUUUCUGUCCUUUGUUGAGAAUGAUGUAAUAGUAUUGAAUUGUAAUUUAUGAUAACUAAUUGUGUCAGGCGAAGUUUGGUCAAAUCCAAGCUUCAUUGCCAUUGUAUGUAACUUGCAGUUAUUUAUGUUAUUUAAUUCAGGUAAGCUUUUAUCAUUGCAUUUAACUUCUGAAACAAAAUUAAAAAUGCAGAAAAAAACUUAGCUAUCAAGAAGAAAAUCAAUUUGCUCAGAAAUUUUAAUGAUCCUUAUUCAUAUAUUUUAAAAUUUGUUGAUCAUUUUGGUACAGAGAUUUUUGGUUUAUACCUAGUUGACAGAUAAGUACACUAUAUUCAUUAAAAGUACUAAUAGUUAAGUAACAGUCAGUUAAUAUAUAUAUAUUUUUUUAAAGUUACGAUUAGUGCUUCCCACUAACAUUCAUUUCAGAAUUUAGGACAAGCGAAAAAAUUUCUGCUUUAAAUAUUUUUCAACCAUUUAUUUUUGAUUUUUUUCUAUUUUAAAUAUAUAAAAUCAAAUUGUUAUUUUAAGUUAUCAUAGCAUAUGUAUUAAUUAAUGAUGGGAAUCUAAUCAAAAUAAUUGAUUAAAAGUAUCUUUCGUAAGUUUAUGUGAAGUUGAUAUUCAAAAAAAUAUUUUGGUUUAAUUUUGUAAAAUAAUUAUUUAUCCUGUAAGCAAAUAAACGACAGCUAUACAAUGAUUGUAACUUAUAAUUAUCCACAAAGCAUCUAAGUGUGAAAAAAAUAUUGUAAAUAAAACCAUAUUUCUAAGUA